This is a messenger RNA of Metarhizium brunneum ARSEF 3297, 549 nucleotides long. It is a transcript of the gene cyp-3, whose product is annotated as Peptidyl-prolyl cis-trans isomerase H. Gene Ontology annotation, biological process: protein folding; protein peptidyl-prolyl isomerization. NCBI's taxonomy places the organism in Eukaryota, Fungi, Ascomycota, Sordariomycetes, Hypocreales, Clavicipitaceae. Gene Ontology annotation, cellular component: intracellular membrane-bounded organelle. Gene Ontology annotation, molecular function: peptidyl-prolyl cis-trans isomerase activity. The record is from RefSeq and is a predicted model, not a curated record.
AUGCCGCCGACACAGCUACCCGCCUCAGGGAACCCCCUGGUCUUCUUUGACAUGACGCUGGGAGGCGAGCCCCUCGGCCGCAUCACAUUCGAGCUCUUCAAAGACGUGGUGCCCAAAACGGCCGAGAACUUUCGCCAGUUCUGCACCGGCGAGUCCAAAGACGCCCAGGGCAAACCCCAGGGCUACAAGGGCUCCAAGUUCCACCGCAUCAUCCCCAACUUCAUGUGCCAAGGCGGCGAUUUCCUCAAAGGCGACGGCACGGGAUCAACAUGUAUAUGGGGCCUAAAGGCAUUCGAGGACGAGAACUUCAAGCUGCGCCAUGACCAGCCUGGCCUCUUGUCCAUGGCUAAUGCCGGCCCCAACUCCAACGGGUCCCAGUUCUUCAUCACCACGGUGCCCACGCCGUUUCUCGACGGCAAACACGUCGUGUUUGGCAAGGUCGUCGAUGGCAUCGAGGUCGUCCGGAAGAUGGAGCACACCAAGACGGGGUACAAGGGCAAGGACGUGCCGAACAUGGACGUGGUGAUUGCCCAGUGUGGAGAGAUGUAA